Penicillium soppii is the source of this 498-nucleotide messenger RNA. Its product is annotated as MAPEG family protein. Gene Ontology annotation, cellular component: membrane. Lineage: Eukaryota; Fungi; Ascomycota; Eurotiomycetes; Eurotiales; Aspergillaceae. The transcript has 3 exons. The coding region runs from base 1 to 498 and encodes 165 amino acids. The record is from RefSeq and is a predicted model, not a curated record.
AUGUCUGCCAUCCUCACAACGCUCGGCCUUCGGGCCGCCCCUGGCCAAGCAGCCGCCAGCCAUGCCUCCGGCUUCCUGAUCGCUAACUGGGUCUGGGCAUAUUGUCUGAUGAGCACCCGUGGUGAUAAGAUUCGUCUCGGUAUUGACAACAAUGUCUGUCCCCGUGAGGACUUGACGACCUUGGGUGAGGCUGCUGUUCAGGCUGGAAAGUUCAGCCGCGCUACGCUCAACAAGCUCAAGCGCCGCGAAGCAGCCCAUGCGAAUGCUCAAGAGGGAUACACCUUGUUUGUUGCGUCGAUUCUAAUCUCGCUGUUUGCUGGUGUCCCCAAUGAGACCAUCAACACUAUUGGAGCUUGGUAUUCCAUUUCUCGUGUUGCGUACAGCUUGCUUUACACUCACAUCACCUAUAAGCCCACCAGCUACCUCCGCUCUGUGGCUUGGUGGUCUGGUAACAUCAGCUGUCUCUAUGGCCUGGUCGUUGCCAGCAAGAGGCUCUGA